This is a messenger RNA of Corythoichthys intestinalis (scribbled pipefish), 8379 nucleotides long. RefSeq names its product syntaxin binding protein 5b (tomosyn) (gene stxbp5b). Gene Ontology annotation, biological process: regulation of protein secretion; regulation of exocytosis. Bases 410 to 3994 code for a protein of 1194 amino acids. Gene Ontology annotation, molecular function: syntaxin binding; myosin II binding; GTPase activator activity. Gene Ontology annotation, cellular component: plasma membrane; cytoplasm; SNARE complex. Lineage: Eukaryota; Metazoa; Chordata; Actinopteri; Syngnathiformes; Syngnathidae. The record is from RefSeq and is a predicted model, not a curated record. The transcript has 28 exons.
AGCAGCUAGGGGCUGGCAACUAGGUUCCGUCCUUCCGCCCCGCUCGGCGACUGUGAGUGGGGCAGAGAAACGGGCUGACAGUGGUAGGGGAGGGCGCAGCGGCAGCUCGUCUAAUCGCCUCAUUCUCGAAGACGCGUAAAUGCCGGAUUGAGGCUGGGCCACGACGCGGGGACAGGUUUCAAUCGAUGACGUUCGGCGUAAACCUCCCGCUCCACGGCCCGCGAGAUGGACACAGAACUGCGUUGAAAGUGUACGAGUCAAGCGAACCAGCUAGCGGCUAACCGCUAUCUCCCUGUCUCGCUAAACCCUCCCCUCCCUCGGCUAGCCAGUUGACGGCUGCUCAACUCAACUCGCACGGUGCGGCACGUCUGCCCACCGCCUCAUCCUCCGCAAGACACCACCAAAGAAAAUGAAGAAGUUCAACAUUCGUAAGGUGCUGGAUGGCUUGACGGCGGCUUCCUCCUCGUCAUCUUCGCCUGCCGCUCAAGUGGGGGCCGCCAAGGAGAACGACGCCGUCCCGGAGACCCUGCAGUCGGAACAUUUUCAGCUUUGCAAGACCGUGCGUCAUGGUUUCCCAUAUCAGCCGUCCUCCAUGGCCUUCGACCCUGUGCAGAAGAUCUUGGCCGUUGGGACGCAAAACGGAGCUUUGAGGCUUUUUGGACGUGCAGGCGUUGAAUGCUUUUGCCAACAUGAGAGUGGUGCCGCCGUCAUCCAGCUACAGUUCCUCAUCAACGAGGGGGCGCUAGUGAGUGCCUUAGCUGAUGACAGCAUCCAUCUGUGGAACUUGCGGCAAAAGAUUCCUGCCAUCUUGCAUUCGCUCAAGUUCAACAGGGAGAGAAUCACGUACUGUCACCUGCCCUUCCAGAGCAAGUGGCUCUACAUAGGCACGGAAAGAGGCAACAUCCACAUUGUCAACGUGGAAUCCUUCACCCUCUCAGGCUAUGUCAUCAUGUGGAACAAAGCCAUCGAACUAUCCACCAAGACACACCCAGGGCCAGUAGUGCACAUCAGUGAUAACCCCAUGGACGAAGGAAAGCUCCUCAUUGGAUUUGAGUGUGGCGUGGUGGUGUUGUGGGACCUGAAGUCCAAAAAAGCUGACUACCGCUACAAUUAUGAUGAGGCCAUCCACUCGGUAGCAUGGCACCACGAGGGUAAACAGUUUGUCUGCAGUCAUUCAGAUGGCACUCUGACCAUGUGGAACAUCCGAACCCCUGCCAAGCCAGCACAGAUCAUCACGCCGCACGGAAAGCAGCCUAAGGAUGGCAAGAAGCCAGAGCCGUGCAAGCCUAUCCUGAAGGUGGAAUACAAAAGCACACGGGCGGGUGACUCAUUCAUGGUUCUGUCUGGCGGUCUGUCCUAUGACACUGUGGGUCGGAGAGCCUGUCUGACGGUGAUGCACGGGAAAAGCACCGCCGUCCUGGAGAUGGACUUCCCCAUCGUGGAUUUCCUUACACUGUGCGAAACGCCAUAUCCCAACGAUUUUCAGGAACCUUACGCUGUUGUAGUCCUCCUGGAGAGGGAUCUAGUUGUCAUAGACCUGGGACAGAUUGGGUACCCGAUAUUCGAGAACCCCUAUCCUCUAAGUAUCCAUGAGUCACCAGUGACCUGCUGCGAAUACUUUGCCGAUUGUCCGGCGGAACUCAUUCCCGCGCUUUACUCAGUGGGCAGCCGGCAGAAGAGGCAGGGCUACAGCAAGAAGGAUUGGCCUGUCAGCGGGGGCAACUGGGGCCAAGGCACACAAAGUUACCCAGAGAUCAUCAUCACUGGGCACGCUGAUGGCUCCGUCAAAUUUUGGGACGCAUCUGCAUUGAUGCUUCAAGUACUCUAUAAGCUAAAGACAGCCAAGGUGUUUGAGAGGGCCCGCGGCAAGGAAGAAAAGGCCAAUACUGACAUUGUGGACGAGGACCCCUUCGCCAUCCAGACGCUGUGCUGGUGCCCUGAAAGCAGGAUGUUGUGUGUGGCCGGUGUGUCUGCGCAUGUCAUCGUCUACCGCUUCAGUAAGCAGGAAACGACAGCUGAAGUGCAGCUUUUAGAGGUGCGUAUGCAGUGCGAUUUGAGCGACGUUGAGUCGCCCGACACUGCCGGGGACCAGACUCCGACGCGGCAUUCCCCGGUAAAUGAAAGUCCCCAGGAGGCCGAGCCCCCCGCUGUCGCUUCCACUCAGUCCGCAGCCGGCGGAAACAACAGCAACUCUUCAGCUGAUGGGCCACGAGACAACAUACCUUGCCUGCAGGUGCGCAGUUCCCCUUUGAAGCAGUCCCCGGGCUACCAGGUGGAGCUGCUGGUCCAGCUGGUGUGGGUGAGCGGUGAGCCGCCUCAGCAGAUCACAAGCUUGGCCAUUAACUCCUCAUACGGACUAGUGGUGUUUGGCAAUAGCAAUGGCCUGGCGGUGGUGGACUACCUCCAGAAAACACUGUUGCUCAACCUGGGUACAUCACAGCUGUACAGCCCGUCGGAGCCAUCCCAGAGGCAGCCUUGCUCCCCGCGCAAAACCCGCCAGCCCUCCGGAGUUCUGUGUGAUUCUACUGACGGGCCCAGUGCGGCAGAGGAACGCUGCAAGUCGCCCAACUCAGGGUCCACUUCGCCCUGUAAUUCUGAUGACGAUCGCAAGGCCAAGUUCAUAGAAAAGGUGAAGUACAAAAGCAGACGCUUUUCCAAGACUGUUGCCAAUGACUUUGCUAGGAUGUCACGGAAAAUAAGCUCAUGUAAUGAGCAAAAGCCAAACCCGGAGUUGCAUUCCAUCCCAUCCAGGAAGCGCUUUUAUUACACCCACAGCGGCACGUCUACAACAACCCGCAAAAGUGUGAGGCUUGCCUUCCCCCCGGCAAACUCAGACCACAACAUGAAUUCCAAGGACAACUCGUUCAGCCGCUCGCGCAGUUCGAGCGUGACCAGCAUUGACAGAGAGUCCCGUGAUGCCGUCUGCGCUUUCUGCUUCUGCGAGACCUUCCCCAGGAAAUCAACGGACGGCACAACCAGCCCCUGCAUGCUGGUAGGCACAACUCAGGGCUCAGUCAUAUUGGUGGCCCUCAGCCUGCCACAUGGUGAUGACCAAAGGCUCCUGCAGCCAAUCGGGAUCUCCUCUUGUGGUACCGUGGCCAGACUCAAAGGAGGCAUCUUAACAAUGGCAUUGCUGGACGCCAGCGGAUCUCUGCUGUCCGCCUCCCACGAGCCCUGGUACGAUCCCAACUCCUCGGAUGAAGAGAAGGAGAAGGAAAAGAGCAGGUGGCGCAGGCCGGCUUCGCCGCCCUCGUGGCAGGAAGGCCAGGACUCCCAGUUUGCCGUGCUGUGCUCGGAGAAGCAGGCCAAAGUGUUGGCCAUGCCAUCCCAGACGCGUGUCUACAAACACAACAUCACAGAGUCGUCCUUUGUGCUGAGGGCCGACGUUGUGUGCAUGGCUGGAACCAACUGCAUCGCUUGCUUCUGUGCCAACGGACACAUAAUGACCCUCAGCUUGCCGAGUCUUCGGCCCCUGGUUGACGUUAACUACCUGCCGCUCACGGACAUGCGGAUCGCACGAACAUUCUGCUUCUCCAAUCUGGGUCAGGCUCUCUACCUCACCUCCCCCACAGAGGUGCAGAGGAUCACAUACAGCCAAGAAACUUGCGACAACCUACAGGAGAUGCUGAGUGAGUUGUUCACACCAGUGGAGACUCCAGAGGCUCCCAACAGAGGGUUCUUUAAAGGCCUCUUUGGAGGAGGAGCUCAGUCGCUAGAUCGAGAGGAUCUCUUUGGCGAAACAGCGUCUGGGAAGGCUUCCCGAAGUCUGGCCCAGCACAUCCCCGGUCCGGGAAACAUGGAGGGCAUGAAGGGCGCAGCAUCUGGUGUGGUGGGCGAUCUGGCCCGGGCGCGGAUUGCUCUGGACGAGCGAGGGCAGAAGCUUGGCGAGCUGGAGGAAAGAACAGCCGCCAUGAUGGCCAGCGCUGACUCAUUUUCCAAGCACGCGCAUGACAUGAUGCUGAAAUAUAAAGACAAGAAGUGGUACCAGCUCUGAUGAUGGCAGGCAGAUCCCAACAAACACUGCGGACUCUGUAAUCACGCACGCACACACAAACACACCAGUACGGUCAAGGGGCCGCAUAUCUUUGUCAUCCUUGUCUUCUCUAAUUCACCCACAGUUGCAGAGGUUUUUUUCCUGGGCUUUUUGGACUUGCUGUUUUUUGUUGUUGUUGUUGUUGUUUUUUUUUUUUUUUUUUUUUGCUUCUGGUCACUUCGAAGGACCUUCGCCGCAGACCCAAAUGAGGAGUAAAAGUCCUACUUGUUCACUUUGUGCGCCUUUUUCACCGUCCUUCAAGUCCAGUUAUGGAAUUUGUCUUUCAGAAGGAGUCAGUCUUUGUUUGUCUUUUGUGUGAGGAAACGGCCAUUGAAGCACUUAGGAAUAUGAAGCAGGAGCUGAUGAUUCUCCUACCAAAUAAGGGCUGGUAGUAUUUCAUCAUCCUUGACAAAAAAAAGAAGUUGACACUGUAUUUCGAUUUUAUUUUCUAUUAUCAAUUUUAGUUCAUUAUUUAUCAGGACUACAAACAUAUUGUUGAGUAAUUCAAGACACAGCUCACCUGGCAUUCAUUAGAAUCUUUAGCUUUGCAGAACCCAAUUAGUUUGUUUGCAUAUUUUUCAAGAUGUGUAGAUGUUAUUUAUCAAAUUCAGUACAAACAAAAAAUUCUUGGAUAACACUGGGCAAUGGUUUGAAAUGGUAAUUGCGUUGUUUUACAUCUGACAGCUGUUUUUGACUCAUUUUUGGGUGCGAAAUACAAAACUUGUUUUUUUUCCCCACUGCUUACUAUGUGGUUACGUCUUGAAUACAUGUAGCCAUAUCCUCUGCAAAAAUUCAUUAUGUUAAUUAAAUAUUGCAGUCAUGCCUUUGUAUGUUGCAGUUCAUUCAAUUGAGUUUUUUAUUUUUGUAAAACAAGCAUCAUUUUUCAUAUUAAAAAAAAAAAAAGAAAAAAGAAAACAGGGAUCCUAUAGUUCAAAAACUUGACAAAACUGAGGAAAAAAAUGACACCCGGUUUGGAAUUCCACCCAAACUUUGUCUAAAACACCUGUCAGACUUAAAAAAAAAAAAAAAAAAAAAAAAAAAAAAAAAAAAAAAGAAGAAGAGUUAUUUGAAUCUUGAUUUAGCUUGGCAGAACACCAGAAGUUUGUUAGCAUAUUUUUCCACAUGAAAUGUAGUUCUGUUAUUAUUUAUCAAAUUCAGGACAAACAGAAAAAAAUCUUGGCUAAUUUAUAAGACACUCCAAGCUAUUUUGAGCUAUUUUGAUAAUUUUUUAGGUAAGCAAGAAGUUUGGUCUGUGUGAUUAUGGGGAAAUACAACACAAUUAUUUUCUAUCAGGACAAGAGAAGUGUAUUGAAAUUUGCUUGAUUAUUUAUUAGCGAACACAAAAUAUUUGUUACUGUGGAACACAAUUUUUAUUUUUAGGUCUGGCAGCUGUUUUGAACUCAUCUUCGGAUGCGGAAUCCAAAGUGAUCUGUUUUUCACCAUCACAUAUUUUUUUAACUGUCAGAUCCAGGUUUUAUUAUUAUUAUUUUUUAAGUAUUUAACAUUUGUGGUUCACAUAUUGAGGUAAAAAUCUGACUCAACAGAUUUUUUUGUCCGCCAAAUUGUUCACCAAUUUAAUUGAUCAGAACACAAAAAAUGUUCUUUAUUUUAAAACACACACACACAUUUACGUGAUUAUUUAUUAGCACACAGGAGAAGUUUGUUAAAUUAUUCAUAAUGACAUUUUUUGUAAUUAUUAGUUGUUAAAUUAUUCAUAAUGACAUUUUUUGUAAUGAUUAGAAAACAAGAACUUUUGUUAGUCGGGCAUUACUUUGUAUUAAUUGUCAAAUAAUUGCACUCUUAAAAAACACUGGAAAUAGCCUGACGGUAUUCACAAAAUUAGUUUGCUUUAUUGGGUCUUUUAGUUGCCAUUGUAACCCUUUAGUGAGGUUCAUAAUUGGCUGCCAUUGAUGGUGCUCGACUUCCAAUGGAUUGGACGGCUCUCGCCGUCAAUGGCAGCCUACAUCCAUUCAGGGGUCUGUGUCGGAGGCCAUAUUCACAAUUUAGACUUUUAUUUUUUUCUUGACUCUUCUGCAAGCUGCUAUUUGUGUUCAUCUUCUGUAUUUUUGUGUGUUUGUCGCAGCCAAAUAUUCGCAAAUAAUUAAGCAGCUCAAGUUGAAUGGGAUGUUACGGCCAUCUUCUUUUUAUCUAACACCAAAGAUAUGAAAUUGAUGAUUUUGAUUAUUAUUUGUACUAUUUUCCUUUGUUUGGUGGAAAGAUUCUGGGAAAAUAAUUGGAAACAUGAAAACGCAGGGGGGUUUUUUUCUCGUUUUUUUUUUUUAACUUUAGCUAACUUUAGCAUUUAUCUUUGUAACACAUUUUAGACUAUAUUUGGUCAUAGGAAGCGGUUCAGAUGUUUUUCAAGUCUUUUUUCACUAUUUGUAUUGUUUGGCGAAAAGCAACUGAUGUCAAACUCAAGGCUCGAGGGCCAUAUCUCGCCUGCCACAUCUUUAGUGUGGACUGCUAAAAUAUAAAUUGUGUGCAUCCAUUUCAUGUUUUUCGCUACAUGAUGUAGAGACUAUUUACUGUUUUUCUAACUUAUUAUAUUCAAAAUAGUCAAGUUUAUUGACAGCCAUAAAUAAUUAAAAAAAACAUCCUAAAAGAUAAAGUUGAAUACCUAUUAGAAAACAGUAGGCAUGUAAACUAUUAAAAUAAUAAUAAACAGUAAAACCGAAAGAAAUAAAGUCCGCAAUAAAAAGCAAUUCAUGCAAUGAAUGAUGACAUUCUCUGGUUUAUACCCCCAAUGAAAUUAAUUAAAAAAAAAAUUAAUGUGAAAAAAAAUAUGAGGAUAUUAGGUUUUCAUUUUUGUUUUUAAGAACAAAUAGCCUAAAGGUAAUUGUGCUUUAUUAAUGAAGAAAUAUAAAUCAAUAAAACAUUCAUGAAAAAAUAUGAACUAUCCAUAUUAAUAAAAAGAGAAUAUGUAAUGUUUAAAUAAAUAAUAAAAAUCUAGAGAACAUUUGCAUUUUUUUCUCCAAGGUGUUUUUUGAUUAAAGAAAAUAUUUCCUAUUGAGAAGCUCAAAAAAGAGGAUCUGGACAAUUUUGAGGGAAACAUUACUCAAAACAUUUACUCUACCAAAAUAGUUGUCAAUUUAUUUGAUAAUUUGUUGUUAAUAAGUAAGUUAACCAUCAUAUCCACAACCAGUACUUAUGAUGUAGCCUGUGACAAAAAUGAGUUUUACACACUUGGUUGAAGGGGUCAGGAAAAAAUUAUUAUUAUCAGCGUAUCAAGCGUAAAGAAAUAAUGUACUUGCUAUAAGAAUCUGAGGAUGCUGGAUUUUUGCUGCUUUUUCAGUUGGAAGGAUGACUCUUAAUUUUAGUAAAUACAAUGAUACUAAUUUGAUUUUUUUUUUCCAAUCACAAAAGAACAUGAUUAAAAUUUUGAUUAAAAAAAAAAAAAAAAAAUUAUUUGCAAGUAAAUUCCAAAUAUACAUAAGUUUGUAUUUUCACUUCCGUUUUCUUCCACCAAAAACUGCACAAAAUCUUCAGCGAGCAGCAGUUGUUAACUCAUUGACCAUUUUAAAUUGACUGGCAUUAACUGAUCAUGUUUCAGUGCCCUUGACAGUAAUAGACGUCCAAUCCAUUUGGAAUGGUCCAGUCCAAAAGGAAUGGACGUUUAUCAUCGUCAGUGGCAACAAUUAGUUCAUUUAUGGAAUAAUCACUGGACGCGGUUAAACUGCGAUUAAUAUGUUCUACUCCAUUUUGGGGGCAAGAAAAGCCUGGCAUUCCUCCAGGUUUAUGAGGCUAACCCUAACCUGAGAAUAACAAUAAAGCUGUCAGAUGAGUAGGAAUGUUGUUAAUCUGUUUCCGUAGUUUGUUUUGUGAAUGCCAUAGUUACUGUGUUGUCAAAUGUAAAAACAAUCAUUUUUAAAGCAACUCUGGUUUGUCAUAUCUCCAUCACUGGUAGCCUGUAAGUUAAAAGGUUUAGCACCUUUUUUUUUUUUAAUUGUGAGAGGACCAAACCACAUCAGAAACUAUCUAUGCCUCCAUAUAUCUAAACGUUAUUUGCCAAUCCUUAUCAAUAUGAAGCUGAAAUGUGUUUUUCUGAUUAAUCUAUAACAUUUAUAUAUAUGAAGAUGAUCCAAUUCCAAAGGUGUACCUUUAAAUGUCAUUAUUUUGAAUGGAACGACUCACUUUGAAUAUUUUUUAAUCUCUCACGCACACACACUUAUGUCUUAUUUUCCCACUUCGUGGGGCCUCGCCUUUUUAAGUGCUUCAGGGAGGGGCAACAAACAAGGUCGCCCGAUAAUCUCGUCGCACAUUGACGGAUGCAUGAUAAGUGUUUACAAACGCGUAUUAUCCCAACAUUUGUAUUUACCCACAAAAUAAAAACAACCAAAUGCUGUUUA